This is a messenger RNA of Mangifera indica (mango), 2384 nucleotides long. RefSeq lists its product as uncharacterized. The coding region runs from base 249 to 2204 and encodes 651 amino acids. The record is from RefSeq and is a predicted model, not a curated record. Gene Ontology annotation, molecular function: protein binding. The transcript has a single exon. Lineage: Eukaryota; Viridiplantae; Streptophyta; Magnoliopsida; Sapindales; Anacardiaceae.
GUCUAAAUGGUUUCCCCUUUCCAAAAGCACACUGUUGAUAACUUAAUAGUAGUUUCGCUCGAAAAACCAGAGGCUCUUGCCCUAAUUCAACGUACAGACCCGAGUCAAAACCUCACAGUUCUGCUCCGAUUCUUCAAAUCUAACAUAGAUUCCAGCUUAAAAUUCCUUAUCCAGAUCCAUAAUUUGCUAAGAUCUACAACUCACAAUGGAGCAACACUGAAUCCAAAUUCCUGAAGCUUCUUUUUCAAAUGGCAAUUCCUGAUAAAGGCAAGUUGUUUUUGCUCUGUUUUCUCUUUAUUUUCGCUUCUCCACGUUGUAAUAAAAUUCUUGUCAGCUCAAUUCAACACCAAAAUGAACCCCAGAAUACUGCAAGUCAAACUGAACUUAAUUUAAGUCAACAAGAUUUGUUAUUACAUAGACUUGAAGAGGUAGUGAGAGACCUUAGUGAAAUAGUUGCUAAAUUAGAAUCUAAACUAUUGGAGUCUUCUAAAGUUUCAUCUCUUGAUGAGAAGCAGCGUCUCGAGAAUUUACGAUGUGCUCUUCAAGAAAAAGAUGUUAUUAAUCAAAGAAAAUACGAUAAUCUAAGAUCGUAUGAAGAUGUUAAUGAAGAGGAUAAGAUUCGAGGUGGAGGUAGGGCCAAAGCGGUUUCAGUUACAAAGUAUAGCCCAUUUUGGUCUGAGAGGUUUCAGUUUGUUUCAGCUGUGAAAUUGGAAUCUGAUCCCACUUGUAUUAACAUCUUGCCAUUUCGUGAUUACGAAGGUCAUAGCAAAUAUAUAGCUGUUGGUGAUCAUAAAGGGAGGGUUUAUGUGUUUUUGAGAAAUGGGGAUAUAUCAGUUGAGUUUUAUACCAUGUGUGAUUCACCCAUUACUGCCAUGGUCUCGUAUUUAUCUGUUUAUAAGAAUGAGAGUGUCGUAGUCACAGGGCAUCAAAAUGGUGUGAUCCUGAUCCAUAGGGUUUAUGAGAGGUCAAAUGGAGAAGAUUGGAGUUCACUUGUAAUGGAAAAUGUUGGUAAAUUUUUGGUGGCUGAUAAUGGUGGGGAACGUUCGUCUAUAACCAUAUUGGAAGUGCAUCAUGUUGGGAGAAUGAGGUAUAUACUGUCCACAGAUUUUGGUGGAAAGAUUGUGGUCUUCAAAGAAAAUGGAAUGAUUCAUGGUUCUGCAAUGCCAACAAGUAAGCCACUUGUGUUCUUGAAGCAAAGACUUCUAUUUCUGACACAGAGUGGUGCAGGAUCUUUGGAUUUGAGAUCCAUGAAAGUUAGGGAAUCUGAAUGUGAAGGAUCAAAUCAUUCUCUUGCACGCAAUUAUGUUUUUGAUGCAACAGAGAGGUCAAAAGCUUAUGGAUUUACAUCAGAGGGGGAUAUGAUUCAUGUAUUGCUUUUGGGGGAUCUGAUGAACUUCAAAUGCAGGGUUAGAUCCAAGAGAAAGUUUAACAUGGAUGAGCCAGUUGCUUUUCAAGCAAUUAAGGGUUAUUUACUUAUUGUUAAUAAAGAAAAAGUUUUUGUGUAUAAUGUUUCAACUCAGCAUUAUGUGAGGAGUGGUGGGCCUCGACUGCUUUUCUCAGCUGGUUUGGAUGAGAUCAGAUCAUCAUUUCUGAAUUAUCAAUCAAUGGAUGUGGAUGUGGAUGCUGAGAAAAGAAGGGUGAUACCCUUAAUAGCUAGUGACCGUGAGAAGCUUCUUGUUCUCGGCCUUGGAGGAGGGUAUGUGGGAGUUUAUCGCUCUAAACUUCCAGUUUUCAAAGGAGAAUCCAAUGCAAUGCAGUGGACGAGUCCUGUGUUAUUCUUUAUACUUUUCUUGUUUGGAGCAUGGCACUUUUUUGCUAAGAAGAAAGAAGUGCUUACUUCUUCAUGGGGACCAGAUGACCCUUUUACCUCUGCGUCUGCCACAGCUGGAGCUUCAAUAGGCUCAAGCUCUGGAGACAGAUCAUUUGUAGAUUCUUCUUCAAGAAGUGCUGAUAUAAUGGAUUUGAGGACUGGUAGUCUGAGGGGGCCAUCAAGGAGAUACCCCUCUCCGUCACGAUAUCCUGGUGGAUCAACAAGUUCCUAUAGGCCGAAUUCUGCUGAUCCCAACCCUAGGCCUCCUGUCGAUCCCACUUAUAGAUCAGGUUCAGAUCUAAAGUUCAGGGGCUCAACACUGGAACCUGCAGGGUUUCCUAAAAGAAGAGAGACUCUAUAUGUAAACAAUCAAGGUGUGAAUGAUAGUAAUUGAUGACUGGUGAAAUUGCUUUGAACCUUUUUUGGGUAAGAUUUCUCUAACUUUUACCCGCAUGUAUCAAGAGUACAUUUUAGAUUUUCUUAAAUUGUUCAUUUGGCAUUUUGAACCUCUUGAACUGCAAUGUUGUAACUUAAGUUUCUAGUUCAAAGGGAAUAAUGAAAAAUUUUACUAGUA